Messenger RNA from Fusarium redolens, 1744 nucleotides. RefSeq lists its product as uncharacterized. The record is from RefSeq and is a predicted model, not a curated record. The transcript is spliced from 2 exons. Lineage: Eukaryota; Fungi; Ascomycota; Sordariomycetes; Hypocreales; Nectriaceae. The coding region runs from base 251 to 1258 and encodes 335 amino acids.
AUGUUCAUCGGCGGUUCACAUUUGGAAUAGGAUGUGAGGGUUAUGAGCAGUUUAACCCACCGGGGUGCCUUCUUUUUGUCUUGGAGAGUUCUUUUCAAAAGUUCAACUCCAAAGAGUACACCGGUUCAAGUACGUACAGAAUACAUAAGCACGCAGUUGUAUCUGCAACCCCCAAAUGUUGCAUGUUUUCUCACUCGCAUGUCAUUGAAUAACUUGCCCAGUGUCUAAUCCUACCGCUUGCUACGUUGCCAUGACCAAAGCCCGGCAAAAUUUUGACCAUCUUGCAUGGAGUCUAAAUGAAGAGGCUUGGAAGAAAUCCUACAAGCGGCUUCGACUCAAAUCGACCUGUCGUCAGGUUGAGUCUUUUGUCCAGGAUGUUUGCGAUCAGCAUGCAUCCUUCGUCCCUCCAGUUACCUUUGGCGGGUAUAAUGUUCUCUAUCGAGUCCGCUGCGAAGGAGAUGGCUUCGAUACUAUUGUUCGGCGACCGUGCCCCGAUCUGGUACAGUUCCCCGCAGAAAAGACUCUCUAUGAAGCUGCAACGAUGUCUUACCUUGCCAAACACACUGAAAUACCGGUUCCUAUGCUCUUCUUUUACACUUCAUCAUCAUCAUCAUCAGAAAUCGGACCGGCUAUGAUCUUACCAUACAUAGAAAGUAGGCGGAACAUGUCAGAUGCCCUUGCGAAGCCUGAUCAAGAUCCUGAGGAGACACAGGUUCUGGACCCAGGGAUACAUGAAGAGGAUCUCAUAAGGCUUUAUUGGAAGAUGUGCAAGCUUCUGAUCCAGCUCUUCAAGCCAAGCCUGGAUAAGAUCGGGUCCUUAGUUGAGCGUAACGAGAAUCAUUCAGUGGCUGGCCGACCAAUCACCCAAAAUAUGGACGACAUGGUCUAUAUGGCCUCUAUUCCGAGAUCAGUUUUCCCACCAUCGAACCAGGUUUAUCAGAGAGCCGACGAAUGGUACACCGUUUCGGCAUCUAUGCACAUGGCACAGUUGCUUUUCCAGCAUAACGAUCUUGUUCAAUCAGAGGACGACUGCCGAAAUAAGUACGUAGCGCGAUACUUGUUUCAUUCACUGGCAAAGAAGGGUCAAUUGUCUACCUUUGGAUUUCUUGAGGAUAAUUGGUCAGCCCAGUCCAAGUUUUUGGAAUUAUCGUGCCCGAUGCCAAAUAGAACUGGCUCGUUUCGACUUUGGUGUGACGAUCUGAGGCCCCAUAAUAUUCUUUUAAACCUUAGCGAUAAUAUCGAGGCAGCUCUUGACUAGGAGUUUGCAUAUUCCGCUCCUACGCAGUUCAGCCUCGAUCCGCCCUGGUGGCUGUUGUUGGAGCUUCCAGAGCUGUGGUCUUCUGGAAUCGAUGAUUGGUCGCGAGUCUACGAUGACAGACUCAGACCCUGGCUACUUGCAAUGGAAGAUGCCGAACAAGGAGAGGAUAUCAACUUUCCGGGGAAACUAUCAACUUAUAUGCAUGAGAGCUGGUUGAGUGGUCGCUUCUGGCUUGACUACGCUACGAGAAAGAGUUGGGUAUUCGAUACGAUAUUCUGGAAGUACUUGGAUGAGAAGUUCUUUGGGCCUAGAGAUAAGGAUAUACAAGAGUCUCAGUUUUGGGCAACAAGGGUUCAUCUUCUAGGGGAGGAGGCCCAAAGGUCUAUGGAAAUGAUCGUGGAAAGAAAGAUGAAUGAGGCAAAGGAGAGAGUCCUGGUGGAUUGGGAUCCGGCUACAGUGAAGCAGCUUCUUCAACAGGCGUUGGGA